UGGGCUUCUUGUUUCUUGUUUCCGGUCCGACCUCCACAGAGCAAACAAGAACCUAUUCUUCGUUGGCAGAGUCACAAUAUAUCGCACGCUUUGGGGGUCCCUUAUAGCCCAUCCUUGAUUCACGCCUCAUCGCCCUGCUUCUGCCUCGACUUACUCCUCCUGGGUGGGCCCAUAUCUCGUGGCCCCGUUUUCUGAUAUACCCCCUUCCCUCUGAUUCUGUUGUUUAUAUAACUAGGAGCCGAUUUCCGGGUCCUUCCUCGCCCGCCUGGCAGCAUCGACCAUCUCAUCGCCAACAUCCAGCACCUUGCCUCCCCCUCCACCCCCCGGGCAUUCCGCCGUUGCAUCCCAGGAGGAUCCCGCCUCGCCAAGCGGCCCGCUCGCGCUCUGCUUCGCGACACCUUGAUAUAUAUAUAUCUACCUACCCCACACAGCCUGUCACGCUCAGCCUUGUUCUACAUAUAUGCUACUCUCCUACCAUUAGCCCUGAAGCAACACCAUCUCCGGAUUGCCAAACUUGCAGCUGCUCGCCAUGUGCGACUUCACCAAGAAUUACUACGUCUACACCUCCUGCGUCGACCCAGGAGCUCACUUUUUCCGCACCUCCCUGGACGGCAAUUCUAAGCAGUCGUGCCCCAAGGGCCCGCAUGAGCGCUACAUCAUGCUGCCGGGAGAGUGCCCAUUGUGCCAUGGCGGCUGAGGAACCCGAUAUCCACCCCCAAGGGCUUUGGGUCACUCUUCUUUCCAUCAUUCUUUUUUCUUCUCUAUUUGCGACUGGGCAUGGGUGGGCUGGAACCACGUCGUCGGGUUGUCUGCCCAUCCACUCGACGGACCGACUGGAUGGGCUUCUCUUAACCUGAUGUCGCCAUCAUAUGUUUCUGCAUGGGAACAUGGCCCAGCUACGGCCAAAGGGAUGCGGU
Molecule: messenger RNA, 917 nt
Organism: Thermothelomyces thermophilus ATCC 42464
Lineage: Eukaryota; Fungi; Ascomycota; Sordariomycetes; Sordariales; Chaetomiaceae
Exons: 2
Coding region: 530-697 (55 amino acids)
Source: RefSeq, a predicted model, not a curated record